AUGAAAUUAAUUUGCCUGCUUAUUUCAAUUACUUUUGCUACAAUAUCUUUACCUUUAGUAUCAAAAAAUAGCCCUCAGCGAAAGUUUAUUAAGCAUGACAUUGGAAAUUCUUCGUCAUCUUUUCGAGAACUUUUUUCGUAUACAGCAAUAAGAAAUUAUGAUGACGUAAGUGAUAAGUAGUAUGAGUAUUAUAUACAAGCUAAUAUAGGUACUCCACCUCAGACAUUUAACUUCCUUGUUUCAACAGGAAGUGCUUGAAUUUGGCUUGAUAAAAAAAAUUGUAAGACUUGCCGCUCUGAGAGCAACAAGUUUGACCCAGACGCAUCUUCAAGUUUGAGUUCUACCAGUAAAUAUCAACAAAUAACUUAUUUAGGCCAAGUAAGAGGUUACCAAGACACUGAAACAAUAAGUAUUGGGAAUGACACCUCGCUAAAAGUGGUAUCGCAAACUUUUGUUUUAGUUGAUUAUGAGUGGGGAACACAAGGUUUUUUUGCUGAUGGAAUUAUUGGCUUUGGUUUUGACGCACUAGCCUCUAAUACUCAAUCAUUAAUGACUUCUUUAAAAAGUCAAGGGAAAAUCAAUAAAAAACAGUUUUCAGUUUAUUUAAACUAUACAAACCGUCCUUCUGAUGUCCCAGAUUUGGGUUCUUCUAUGCUUAUGAUCGACGGAUACAACUUAUCUAAAUAUUCAGCCGAAACUGAUUUUACUUAUAUAAAUUUAGCGAAUUCUAAAGGAUUUUGGGAAAUUAGUUGUGAUUUUGUACAAUUUGAUAAUGUAAAAUAUACUGCUGGGCUAACAGCUAUUAUAGAUACUGGACUUUAUUAUAUUCAAGGACCAAAAAAUGAUGUGAUAAGUAUAAUAAGAAAAUUAAUAAACAAUUAUGGAUGUACAGCUGAUAGUGAUGGGUAUCCUUAUUGCAAUUGUGGAAAUAGUUACCCAAGCUUGACCUAUCAAUUAGGAGGCUAUCAGUUUACAAUCCAAUCAAUUGAUUAUUUUGACGAAUAUGAAGGAUUGUGCUACCUUCAAUUUGGGUACUCAAAUGGAAACUAUUGGGCUUUAGGUGAUGCUUUUUUGAGACGGUUUUAUACUAACUUUGAUAUGGAUGGGAUGAGAAUUGGUUUUGCCAAGAUUGGCUUGAGCUCACCAAGUAAUAGCAGUUCAAACAGCACAACUCAGACUAAUGAUAAUUCAAAUUCUACAAAUUCCAAUAGUAAUAGCUCCCAAAAUAGUAGCACAAAUAGCAAUAGUAACCAAAAUAAUAAUCAAACAUCCACCAAUUCAACAGAAACUUCCAAUAAUAAUGCUUCCUCAUCUUCAAACUCUUCUGAAACCGGAAAUACCACAUCUUCAAGCAAUGCCACUAACUCAUCACCAGAUGGGGGAGCUAAUCCUUAUGGCUCUAGUAGCAAUAACCAAACUGGAAGCACUUUCAGAAAUUAUAAUUCUCAAGGAAACUCAGAUGAUUCUGAAGGUCUAGCUAACUGAGAAUUAGUUUUAAUAAUUGUUAUCCCCACAAUUGUUAUAGCUGUUAUCUUUUCUAUUAUUACAGCUAUAUUUUGUUAUAAGAUGAAGAAGUUGAGAGCCAGAAGAUAUGGAGCCAGAAAUGAAAACAAUAAUCAAAGAAGUUUCUCUGUCGAUAUUUAA
Molecule: messenger RNA, 1644 nt
Organism: Blepharisma stoltei
Lineage: Eukaryota; Ciliophora; Heterotrichea; Heterotrichida; Blepharismidae
Source: the annotation of a GenBank genome assembly